AUGGUCAGAAAUGGAAAUUUUAAAUGCAAAAUAUGUUUAGCUUUGGGAAAUCAUCUGUUUGAAAAGAUGAGAGAAUUUCUAAAAGUUGCAUGUUUUCUGUGGUUUGCAAUCCUUUUUGCCAAUGGCCGCCUGCUGAGUAAAUCUGCUAUUGCAAAUCCUGGCCAAGCGCAAAGUAACAUUGAGGUGAUCACGGAAGUGCAAGAAGAAGUUAGCGAAGGGGUGGAAGUAGACGAAAUUCAGAUGAUAAUGGAAAAUAACGGAGAAAAAAUCAAAGUCGGUCACAGCCAUCGAGAGUAUCCCACUGAAUUUCACCUGAACCUUAAAUAUGCAAAUUUGACCUUUCUUUUGAAAGUGAAGGCAAAUGACGUUAUGAUGGGAGUAAAGCCCAAGCUGAUUUACUACGAUAACAAUGGAAAGAGAAUUGUGGACGAUGAUCAUGAUGAUGGAUGUUGCUACUACCAAGGCUAUGACGUAAACACGCCAAACACUUCAGUAGCGAUCAGUGUAUGUGAAGAUGGCAUGGAUGGAGUCAUAAUGAUGGGAGACAGGCAGCUUGUAAUUAAACCCUCGAAGAAGAAGAUGUACAUGCGUGAGUCUGCCGAUCGAUUUACACUUGGACCCCAUGUGCUGAAAGAAAGUCUUGCGCAGAAAGAAGAGAAGUUGAAAUUUGAUUAUGUUCAUAUACCGGAGAACUUGACAAUUAAUCAUAGAGCUAAAAGAAGUUUGGACCAGAUGACGGAAACAAAGUAUAUCGAAUUAUAUAUGCUUGUCGAUCAUACGUAUUUCGUAUGGAUGGAAAAUAGCGUUGAUAAGACUAUGAAGCGAAUAAAGCAAGUCAGUAAUAUAGUUGAUUCACUUUAUUUUCCAUUGAAUGUACGGGUAGUUCUCUUGGCUGUGGAUAUUUGGACAGAUGGCAACAAAAUGAAUGUAGAUAAGAGUAUAAGCGGAACGUUAGAGAGAUUGUAUGACUAUCGUAAGUGGCAUGUCUUGCCAAAAUUUGAAAACGACUGCACAAUACUGGUGAGUCGAGUAGAAUUUGAUGGACCUGCAAUUGGUCUUGCACCGCUGAGUGGUAUGUGCAAUACAAAGUAUUCUUGUAAUGUCUGCCAAGACACCACUUCGGAUUUGACAAUUUUGGCUGGCACGAUGGCACAUGAAAUGGGACACAAUCUAGGUAUGGACCACGAUAAGUAUGAUUGCCGCUGUUCGCAUUACGCUUGUUUGAUGAACCCAUACUCUCAAAAUCCAAUGCCAAAGAGGUUUUCAGAGUGCAGUGAAUGGGAUUUUAAAGCCUAUUUGAGAAAGGACCUUGCAUACUGUCUGAUGAAUGUUCCAGAUUUUGAAAGCGGGUUGUAUAUUGAUGACAGAACUUGUGGCAACAACAAGAUUGAUCCCGGAGAAGAGUGCGAUUGUGGUAAACCAAGGUAUUGCCAGAAUCCUUGUUGCGACGCGUUUAGGUGCAGGCUAAAGAAAACUUCGCAAUGCUAUGAAGGCGGAUGUUGCGUUGAUUGUAAAAUACAACCACGUGAUACAAUAUGCAGGCGCUCGAAGGAUUUCUGCGAUUAUGAUGACAAGUGCGACGGGAAUAAUCCAGAAUGCCCGGAGGACGCUUUUUCCCCCAACGGCGAGCCUUGUAAGGAAUAUAGCAGAGAUGGGUAUUGCUAUGAUGGCCAAUGUAGAACACUCAAAAGUCAAUGUCGCUACGUGUGGGGAGGUAUGUCAAAAGAAUCAAACUCUGUAUGUUUUAACACCCUGAAUACAAGGGGUGACGAACGUGGUAACUGUGGCUACGCCGGGGGCUACAUCCGCUGCUCUGGGGCUGACGCCAUGUGUGGAAGAUUGUUUUGCACAAACGUUCCAGCGCAUGAUUCAGUACCAAUCAUUGGCUUUAUGCCAAGACGAUACACUAUGAGUGUGUGGGGAAAUGGCCAGAACCAUGAGUGUGUCACUGCCAAGGUUGAUCUUGGUAGACAAGCUCCUGAUCCAAUUUCAGUAUUCACAGGGGUGAAAUGUGGUGAUGGUAAGGCAUGCAAAGCUGGCAAAUGCAUACCCGUCACAGAGAUUGCGAGCCCCCCUUGUAUUGAUGACUGUCAUGGAAACGGAUUGUGCACCCACAAGGGGACAUGCUUGUGUAUUUCGGGCUACGCACCACCUACUUGUGACAAGUUUGAAGUCGUUGAAGGUCAAAACAGCAGUGGGAUGCUGGCAUGCAGUUUUUUAUUGUCUCUACUGAUACCUUUUGCAACGUACUUGUUGAUGUAGUAAAGAAAAAAGGACAAAUUUGAUCGAAGUCAACUGGAAGCAGUAGAAAUAUAUUUUAAACAGUAGAAAAUAUAAUUUGUUUUGAAAUUGAAAUUUUUACUUUUGAAUCGCUUCAAAGUUUCCCCAACAUUUUGCCAAGGGGUCUGAUGUGGUGAUGGAAAAAAGCCGCAAAGUUCUUUGAAAGCAAUAUAGGUUUUGGAAAGUUAAAAGCAGCUGAAGUUUUAUCAGCUUAGUUUUUAACAUUUUUACCUAAAACUCUGCCUAAAAUGGGUUUUCCCUUUUUCUUUGCCCUUAAAAUGUUGAUUAGUUAAGUAAAUACUUACAUUCAUCCUAUGCCACUUCGUUUUUCUACAACGGGAGUGGAAUUGCAAUGGACGUAGAGGAAACAAGUCAUUAGAGUGAUAAAUAUUUGCAGCGACGGGACAAAGAAAAGCCCUGUAUGCCGGGACGAAAUAUUAGCUAGUAUUAACCUGCUUAAAGUGUUUAUUGUUGUUUGUUCUUGGCACGAUGUGGUGUUUCUAACUUUCUACAAAAAUAUAUUUGUCUGGUUCUUUAAAUGUAAAAAGGGUAUGUUUCUGUCUACGCGUGUAGACUUCAUGCACCAUGUACGUUAAUAUAGUUCUCAUUCUUAUUAAACUCUCCACACGUGAUGGAAAUUUGCAAGUAGAGCCAAUGUGAGUCCCCCUGAACUGAUGCUAGGUCCAAUACACGGAGAUUUGUACUUUUGCAGUGCUUGUCUACAUCAGAUUAAGAACUCGACCUUACGUCAAGUAUGACUCCGAUAGUCUUUUUAUUCUUAUUUAUCACCGAUUAACAAAAGUCGGUGUCAUCCAAAAUGCAAAGAAGUUAAAUUGCAUAGGCCCCAACACAGAGCUUUGUGGAAACACCUAAGGAAAGUAUCGAAUGCGUGACCAAUUUGAAAUUCAUGCCCCUUUUUGUACACGGAACUAUCUGUCUUUCCUUACUUUGCUAGAUUUCUUUAGAGAGUAGAGCUAUCAAAUGUUCAUCGUCAAAGCAGUCAAUAGCCAACUAGAGGGCAAUCAAAGGACAACUUAUCAAGACACUCUAUUUUUCAGCUAAUUUAUUUUUAAAACUUUUGAGAAAGCAUACACCAUCAUCAUAUAUAUCAAGAACUCCAAAGAUACUUUGAUUAUGAAACUUGCAAAAUGCAUUACAGCCUCAAGGAUCAUUAGAUUCUAUACCAGCCGGGAACUGAUCAACAAUAAAAGACUCAUUUUUCAGCAAACCUAAUGACAUCAACUUCUCCAACAUUGACAUUCUUGUUAUUGGUCCCCUAAAGCUCUUGAUCAAAAUUUUUGCUUAGAUUAGUAAGAAAUAUUAUAGACUUUGUUCGGGAGACCAAUCAUACCCGUCCGCCAGACCCGUUUCGGGGGCAUUGCACGUGCACAUUAUAACUUGAAGUCCUGGCGGCAAGUUCAAGAGUUUUGUGGUCACAGAAGACAGCACAGCUAUGAAAAACUGCUAUUGAUGCGCAUGUGCCAUGACCCUGCGAGACUGAUUGGUUUAGUCGGUAUUGACUAAAGGUUUCGUCUUCCGAGCAUGACUGGUCUGUUACAUGAAACAAUGUAAUGAAAAUAACUGUCUGUGAAAAAAAGACUGCCAUAUUUCCCCAUAUAUUCAGUUUCAACACCAAAUACCGUCACCCUGAACUAACUCAUGAACACGAUUUUUUGUCUUGAAAUUAUAAGAUCUUUUUGUUUUAUCAAAUCUUCUUUAACAUUCAUUAUAUACUAAUUUAGCAUUCAUUAUAAAUUAAUUUUGUCAUCGCAUAUAUUGUGUCAUCGUAUUUCAAACAUCUUUUUCACUUCUAAUGGCAAAGUUUUGGUUGCAAAUUGUUCAAAAAACAUCUAAAAGGCUUGCAUAUAUGAAUCUUGAUCCUGGGUUCCACAGCCACAAAGAUUCGAUCACGGAAAUAGAAGAUAGGAAUGGAAAAGCGGAGUAGCGCCUAUAGGGCCGUCACGAGGCAAGCCUUUUAUUUGGGGGGGGGGGGGUUGUGGACUACAAAUUUACCUGAUUAAAAAUGUUUUUGCCUGAAAUUCUUUAGUUGCUGUCACAAACCUCUGCAAUACAUUUUGUCAAUCUAACUCUAGCUAUAAUUCGCAACUUUCAUUUUUAUAUAAUGAUAACGGACUUUCCUAAUAGUUUUGUCAAAUCUCUGUAUCGGGCAAAAGAUAUAGUCA
This is a messenger RNA of Rhopilema esculentum, 4463 nucleotides long. Its product is annotated as zinc metalloproteinase-disintegrin-like ACLD. Gene Ontology annotation, molecular function: metalloendopeptidase activity. The record is from RefSeq and is a predicted model, not a curated record. Gene Ontology annotation, biological process: membrane protein ectodomain proteolysis. Lineage: Eukaryota; Metazoa; Cnidaria; Scyphozoa; Rhizostomeae; Rhizostomatidae.